AUGGAAAAAGCUAUACCAAGAAGUGAUUCACGUAAGAAUAGACAUACAGGUUCAUGUAAACGAAGAAGCAAUGUCACUCGAUCAUUAUCAAACUGGCUGCAACCUUUUUCUGUCUUUGAGGAUCCCACCAGAGUGCCUUCAGUAAAUGUCUUGACAAAUCGGAUUCGGAAUUGUUUUUCAUUCCAAGGCAUAACUUGUAUCCAUGCGCUUCAUAUUUGCCUAAAGUUCGCUCGUCGAAAUAUGGUUUUCAAAUUAAGUUCCGAACUACUGGAUGCUUCCAAAGGGAGUGGCGAUGCCAUACGCAAACAGGAAGAGACUCAUAGAAUGACAGGGGCAAAUAGAGCUUUUGCACAUUUUCGUUAA
Humulus lupulus (European hop) is the source of this 363-nucleotide messenger RNA. RefSeq lists its product as uncharacterized. Bases 1 to 363 code for a protein of 120 amino acids. The transcript has 2 exons. NCBI's taxonomy places the organism in Eukaryota, Viridiplantae, Streptophyta, Magnoliopsida, Rosales, Cannabaceae. The record is from RefSeq and is a predicted model, not a curated record.